This is a messenger RNA of Prosopis cineraria, 1165 nucleotides long. RefSeq names its product peroxisome biogenesis protein 2-like. NCBI's taxonomy places the organism in Eukaryota, Viridiplantae, Streptophyta, Magnoliopsida, Fabales, Fabaceae. The record is from RefSeq and is a predicted model, not a curated record. Gene Ontology annotation, molecular function: zinc ion binding. Gene Ontology annotation, biological process: protein import into peroxisome matrix. Gene Ontology annotation, cellular component: peroxisomal membrane.
ACCGCCUAGAACAGUGGUGACCAGAACAUCCUAAUCCCCCUCUCAUACACACUUUCUCGUGUUUCUCCUCAAAGCUCAUCUUACUUCAUGGACAGGGAAUACCCAGCCUCUUCUUCUUCUUCUUCAUCACCAUCGUCAUCGUCAUCGUCAUCAACAACGGCAAUGACCAGCAACAAUCUCCCACCACCCGAAGAUGCUUGGCUUGAUACCUGCCACAAGUGGCUGCCUCGUUGGGAAUCUCAUUCACUUUCUCAUCAGUCAACAAUUCCUAUUUCUAUAUCAAGAGUUAACCAAGUUGAUGCUGCUAGACUGGAUGUUGAAAUGUCAGCCAUGUUGAAGGAACAGUUGGUUAAAGUGUUUUCUUUAAUGAAGCCAGGAAUGUUAUUUCAGUACGAAGCUGAGCUUGAUGCUUUCCUUGAGUUUCUUAUUUGGAGAUUCUCAAUUUGGGUUGAUAAGCCAACUCCAGGUAUUGCUCUCAUGAACCUGAGGUAUAGAGAUGAGCGUGCAGUUGAACCAAGAGAAAAAGUCAGAACUGGUCUUGAAGGUCCUGGAUUGACUGUUGCUCAAAAGAUUUGGUAUUGUAUCGCAACUGUUGGUGGUCAGUAUAUCUGGGCUCGCAUACAAUCCUUUUCUGCUUUUCGUCGGUGGGGUGAUUCUGAUCAGAGGUCACUGGCUCGUCGGGUAUGGAUCCUUAUACAACGUAUAGAAGGAAUUUAUAAAGCUGCUUCAUUUGGCAACUUGUUGAUAUUUCUUUAUACUGGAAGAUAUAGAAAUCUCAUUGAAAGGGCUUUACGAGCUAGGCUUGUCUAUGGGAGCCCAAAUAUGAACCGUGCUGUUAGCUUUGAAUAUAUGAACCGGCAGUUAGUUUGGAAUGAAUUCUCGGAAAUGUUGCUGCUGCUUCUUCCCCUUAAUUCAUCAUCUAUGAGAAAUCUCCUUCGACCAUUUUCGAAGGAUAAAUCCUCAAAUUCAGAUCAAGAUGACAAUGUCUGCCCCAUUUGUCGAUCUACUCCAACUAUUCCUUUUGUUGCUCUUCCCUGUCACCACAGAUAUUGUUACUACUGUCUUCGAACACGCUGUGCUGCUUCUCCAUCAUUUAGAUGUUCCAGGUGUAGUGAGCCAGUCGCUGCUAUGCAUAAUGGCGGUAUCACCAGUGGAUAACGGGAGA